Messenger RNA from Patiria miniata (bat star), 1670 nucleotides. RefSeq names its product collagen alpha-1(X) chain-like. NCBI's taxonomy places the organism in Eukaryota, Metazoa, Echinodermata, Asteroidea, Valvatida, Asterinidae. The record is from RefSeq and is a predicted model, not a curated record. Gene Ontology annotation, molecular function: protein binding. The transcript has 4 exons. The coding region runs from base 1 to 1608 and encodes 535 amino acids.
AUGAAGAUCUGCGUGACUACCAUUCUGUCAAUCGCCCUCCUUUUGGGUAACUCUGUCAAACUCAGAGCUUCUGUUACUGAGCCGGUUCCCUCGGAUGGUGAAGGCCCUGCGUCUCAGGUGAGUCAGCAGUGCUGCCAGGGACCUGCUGCAGUACCUGGUAUACCGGGUUUGCCUGGUCCAGCAGGACCGAUGGGGCCGUACGGUCAGCCGGGGUCAAAGGGUGAUUUAGGCCAGCAAGGUCACAAAGGUGAGAUUGGACAGAUUGGACCUAUGGGUGAGCGGGGAGCACCUGGGAACACUGGGUCUAAAGGUGACGAUGGAAUUGGCCUGCCCGGAAAGAUAGGUCCGAGAGGCCCAACGGGUCUUGUUGGAGCAGCCGGUCAGGCUGGUGUCAAAGGUCAGAAGGGUGAGCCAGGGGAGACACCAGACGACUCCAACCAGCGGGUGGCAUUCACCGUGGUGAGGACGAGCAGCUCGGAUGAAUCUACAAGUGUCGACACCCGUUUGCCCUUCCAGCAGACCGAGACGCUUCUGCCGGGUACCACCUUCGAUCUCGAGACCGGCACGUUCACCUGUAGUGUGCCGGGUACCUACGUAUUUACGUUUUCUGUUCUUAAGAAUGGCAACAGCGGUAGCUUUAACAUUCAUCUUGUUAAAAACAACCACAAGGUGAUUUCCACCUAUGGUCAAGCAAAUCAACGAGGUCAGUUGUCUGGAAGUGCGGUGCUGGUUCUGCAGCGUGGAGAUACGGUGUAUGUUACCAUGUACGGUAGGGCGUUUAGUGAUUUCACCUAUCACUACACCUCAUUCAGUGGUUUCCUCCUGUACCCGGAUUCAGACGACAACCCGAGAGAACUGUUUGCAAGAUCGAACAAGAAUUGCACGAUGAAGAUCUGCGUGGCCACCAUUCUGUCAAUCGCCCUCCUUCUCGGUAACUCUGUCAAGCUCCGAGCUUCCGUUACUGGGCCGGUUCCCUCGGAUGGCGAUGGUCCUGCGUCUCAGGUGUGUCAGCAGUGCUGCCAGGGACCUGCUGCAAUACCCGGCAUACCAGGUCUGCCUGGCCCAGCAGGACCGAUGGGGCCGUACGGUCAGCCGGGGUCAAAGGGUGAUGCAGGUCCGAGAGGGCUACCUGGCUUUGUUGGAGGAACUGGGGAAACUGGUGUCAAAGGUCAGAAGGGUGAGCCAGGGGAGACACCAGACGACUCCAACCAGCGGGUGGCAUUCACCGUGGUGAGGACGAGCAACUCGGAUACCUCUACGAGUCACGACACCCGUUUGCCAUUCCAGCAGGCCGAGACACUUCUGCCGGGUACUAGUUUCGAUCUCGAGACCGGCACUUUUACCUGUAGUGUACCGGGCACCUACUUAUUUAUGUUUUCUGUACUUAAGUAUAGCAACAGCGGUAGCCUUCACAUCCAUCUUGUUAAAAACGACUACAAGGUGAUCACUACCUAUGGUGAAUCAAAUCAACGUGGUCAGUUGUCUGGUAGCGCGGUGAUGGUCCUGCAGCAGGGAGACACGGUGUAUCUUACCACGUACGGUAAGGCGCGUAGUGAUUCCACCUAUCACCACACCUCAUUCAGUGGCUUCAUCCUUUUCUCCGAAUAAAUAAAUAAUUAAAUAAAUAAAAUUAAAUCACAACGCAUAAAUAUACAGUAGCAGUGCUGCAU